This is a messenger RNA of Penicillium robsamsonii, 1032 nucleotides long. RefSeq names its product tRNA 2'-phosphotransferase. Bases 1 to 1032 code for a protein of 343 amino acids. The transcript has 2 exons. Lineage: Eukaryota; Fungi; Ascomycota; Eurotiomycetes; Eurotiales; Aspergillaceae. The record is from RefSeq and is a predicted model, not a curated record. Gene Ontology annotation, molecular function: tRNA 2'-phosphotransferase activity. Gene Ontology annotation, biological process: tRNA splicing, via endonucleolytic cleavage and ligation.
AUGGCCCCGAAAGACAAUAAGGAUAAGCGAGGACGUGGACAUGGUCAAGGCCAAAGUCGUGAUGUCCUAGUCUCCAAAGCAUUAAGCUUACUUCUGCGACAUGCUGCGGAGAAGGAAGGGCUGAAGAUGAACGCACAGGGCUAUGCGAGCGUGCCAGACGUGUUAAAUUGGAGGAAACUCAAAUCGCUCAAAGUCACCUUCCCCGAGAUUCUACACGCCGUCGACUCGUCCGAUAAAAAGCGCUUCGCCCUCCUUCACAUUCCAUCCGCGCAACCCACCAAAUCCACAACCCAAGCAACAACAAUACCAGUCACGUCCCCCGAUGCAGAGCAUGAUGCCAGCACCAUCGUGGGUGAAGACCAGCCCGCGACAUCGGUCCUGGAGUCCGCGCCUGCCACGAGCGAAGCCCAGCAAACAGCCACCGACCAAGCAUUAUCCGUGAAAGACACCGACCCGGCGAACUUUCUAAUUCGCGCGACUCAAGGUCACAGCAUCAAGACCGUCGAUGCUGCCUCCUUCCUCGAGCCGCUUUCUUUGUCCGAUGAAUCGAAACUACCCGAUACCGUCGUCCACGGCACGUUCCACGCGACCUGGCCUGCGAUUCUACAAUCCGGUGGAUUACGUUGUAUGGGACGGAACCACAUCCACUUCGCUACUGGCCCAUCAUUAGAAUCGGUGCUUGCUGUUCACACCGAUGAUGCCGCGCAGGGUAAAUCCAAGCCCGGCGACUCUGGCGUUAUCUCGGGCAUGCGGCGCGAUGCGCAGGUUCUGAUUUAUAUUGAUGUACGCAAAGCGCUGGCAGCAGGGGUACCGUUCUGGCGCAGUGAGAACGGGGUCAUUCUUAGUGAGGGUAUACCUGUUGCGAAGAGUGGGCAGGGUGAGAAGGAGGAGCAGAAGUUCGUCUCGCUGGAGUUUUUCGAUGUUGUAGUCGAACGCAAGGCCGGGCUGGGUAAGCUCUGGGAGAAGGGGGAGGUCCUGCAGGAACUUCCGGAGAAUCUCACGAAGAAAGGGAAUCCUAAGGCCCGGCGAUGA